Acomys russatus (golden spiny mouse) is the source of this 848-nucleotide messenger RNA. RefSeq names its product killer cell lectin-like receptor subfamily B member 1. The transcript has 6 exons. The record is from RefSeq and is a predicted model, not a curated record. The coding region runs from base 1 to 588 and encodes 195 amino acids. NCBI's taxonomy places the organism in Eukaryota, Metazoa, Chordata, Mammalia, Rodentia, Muridae.
AUGGCGUAUGCCAUAUUACAUGCCCCUCAGAGUCCACAUUGGCACCAGUUGGCUCUGAAACUCAGCUGUGCUGCCAUCAUCCUCCUUCUCCUGCGCCUGACUGGAUUCAGCAUCUUAUUGGGAUUCUUGGUGCAAAACCCACCAACAGAAACAUGCAACGUGACUGCUGGAGAGAACAGGAGUGAACCAACAGGGAGAACAGCCAUAAUGAGAUGCCCAAGAGAUUGGCAUCUGUACUUGGAUAAGUGCUUGUUUACUUCUCACACUUCCAGACCUUGGGCUGAAAGUCUAGCUGACUGCUCUAUGAGAGAAGCCACUUUGCUGCUCAUUCAAGAUGAAAAAGAAUUGAGAUUCCUGCAAGGCUUGGCAAAGAGAACAGUAGGUCAUUUCUUUAUUGGACUAAAGUAUGUUCACAUGGAGAAGGCCUGGAAGUGGAUAAAUGGCUCUGUCUUAAAUCCCAAUGUAUUACAGAUCAUGGGCAAGGAUGAAGAAAGCAGCUGUGCCAUGAUCUCAUCUACAAAAGUGUUUUCUGAAUCCUGUUUUUCAUACAACUAUUGGAUCUGCCAAAAGAAGCUGAAACAUGUCUGAAAUCCUGUGUCCUGCCUCCUGACUGUGAAUCUCAUCUUGAUUACGUCACCAUCCUCACCAUCAUCUCUGCACUGAACUGUCUCUGCUGCCAACCCUCCCAGUGCUCAGUCAGUGGCACAAAGCAUGGGCUCCAGAGCCACUGUGCCUCUUACAGAUGCUCAUGUCCAGUGUCUUUAUUCUGUAAAUGUAAAUGUACACAGACACAGAUGUGCCAGUAUAACAGAGGAAUCCACAGAAGGAAGCCCAGGCCAGGAAAGUUG